Molecule: messenger RNA, 1189 nt
Organism: Salvelinus fontinalis (brook trout)
Lineage: Eukaryota; Metazoa; Chordata; Actinopteri; Salmoniformes; Salmonidae
Product: CDK5 regulatory subunit-associated protein 2-like
Exons: 7
Coding region: 142-978 (278 amino acids)
Biological process (GO): microtubule bundle formation; establishment of mitotic spindle orientation; regulation of mitotic cell cycle spindle assembly checkpoint
Cellular component (GO): pericentriolar material; mitotic spindle pole; perinuclear region of cytoplasm
Molecular function (GO): gamma-tubulin binding; transcription cis-regulatory region binding; microtubule binding
Source: RefSeq, a predicted model, not a curated record
AAUAGAAACGAUUAUACAUGAGAUAUCAUGUUAUGUGGAAUUCUCAUGGUUACUUUUUUCACUUCUUGGUUUCUACUUUUUGCUAAACACCAGACCAGGCCGUGUUUAGGUCAAACCAAACUGUCAGCAGAGCGUUAAAAAAUGGACCUCACAGAAGAGCUGGGGCAGUUGGACCUGCAGACCACUGAUGGACCAUUCACCAUGAAGGAGAUAACACAGAUCAUCUCUGACCUAAAGAAGGACAACUUCAACCUCAGACUCCGCAUCUUCUUCUACGAGGAGCGGCUGCAGCAGAGGUGUGAUGACUCUGUUGAGGAAAUGUACAAAACAAACAUUGACCUGAAGGUAGAGGUUGAAACACUGAAAGAGGAAAUGAAGGAGCUGCAGAGGGUCUCUGCCCUUGCACUUCAAGAUUACCCAGAGCAGAUGGAGCAGCUCCGAGAGUACUACAACACCAAGAUCCAGCAGCUAGGGAAGGAUCUGGAUUCAUCCAGAGUGGAGGUGGGGAAGCUGCCAACAAUGUUGGAGCAGGAGAGGACGCAUUGCCUGGAGAUGGAGAAGGAGCUUCAGGGGGAGGUUCACUCCCAAUCUGACAUAUCCACAAAGACUGACCAUUCCCAGUUGGACACCCCCACCCAGCCUGAACACUCCCAGUUCGAUGCACCCACACAGACUGACCCCCUAUCCAAGGAACAGGAACCAGACCAGAACCCGGAGAAGUUCCAGGACCUACUCAGUCUGCUGGAGGAGAGAGACUGGCUGAUAGAGCAGCUGCAGGCGUCUGUGAAGUCCCAGGAGGCUCUAAUAGACCAGCUGAGAUACAGUAGUGCUGGCCAGGGUAGCGGAGACCAGCCAUCAGCUGACCCUGACCGCCAGCUGUCAUCUCUCAUUGCUCAGAGAGAGAUGGACCUGCAGGCUCUGGAACAGGAUCAUGGCAGAGAGAAGAGGAAAUAUGACAGAUACAUGAAGGUGGAAUGAGACACAAAAUCCAAAAUUCAAGAUCAAAUCAAGCAUCAAAUUACAUAUUGGCCCAAUCAAAAACAAAAGUUAUCAUUCACAUACACUACAUAACCAAAAGUCCACUCUUCUGGGAAGGCUUUCCACUAGAUGUUGGAACAUUGCUGCGGGGUCUUGCUUCCAUUCACCACAAGAGCAUUAGUGAGGUCGGACACGGAUGUUGGGCGAUUAG